GAGCGCGCGGCGGCGGCGGUGGCAGCGGCGGCCUAGUCGAGGCGGGCUCUCGGGCGGCGGCGGCCGGCUCCGGGGGUCUGCCGGAGGGGCUCCAGGCUCUCGGCUCCUGGUAGUCCCUGCUCGCAGCGGCCUCGUCGCGGUCCCGGCGGUCCCGGCGGCCGAGCGUUCGCGGGAUGCAUUGCUGCUAGCUCCCGCCGUCCUCACAGCACGCCCGGGAGGAGAGCCGAACGCCAAUGUCCAGUGAUGGAUGACGACAGCUUGGAUGAGCUUGUGGACCGAAGCCCAGGGCCAGAUGGACACCGUCGACUCAGCCCUGCUGCCCUGGCCAGCAAUGCUGAAGAAAGCAGUGAUGGCACCAGCGAGGGCUCUGAGGACGACACGGGCAGUGAGCGCAGCUACAGCACUGAUGGAGAGGACCAGUCUGGGUCCGAAGAUUCUGAAGAAGGAGGAAGAGGAGAAGAGGACAUGGAGGCGUUAGUAGCUGUGGUGGACACUCAGGGGAAGCUGGAAGACAACGGUGCAUUUAAUUCUGAUGAUGAUGCCGAGAGCUGCCCAAUUUGUCUCAAUACUUUCCGGGACCAGGCUGUGGGGACACCCGAGAACUGUGCCCAUUAUUUCUGUCUGGACUGUAUCGUGGAAUGGUCCAAGAAUGCCAAUUCCUGUCCCGUCGAUCGAACUAUAUUUAAAUGUAUUUGUAUUCGAGCCCGGUUUGGUGGUAAAAUCCUGAAGAAGAUUCCAGUGGAGAAUGCCAGAGCCGGAGAAGAGGAGGAGGAGGACCCGACCUUCUGUGAGGUGUGCGGCCGGAGUGACCGGGAGGACCGUCUGCUCCUCUGUGACGGCUGCGACGCCGGGUACCACAUGGAGUGUUUAGACCCUCCUCUCCAGGAGGUACCGGUGGAUGAGUGGUUCUGUCCAGAAUGUGCUGCGCCUGGAGCUGCUGCCGACGCCGAUGCAGGUCCUGUGAGCGAGGAAGAGGUGGCCCUGCUCUUGGCUGACGUGGUGCCCACCACCAGCCGGCUUCGGCCGCACGCAGGGAGGACCCGAGCUAUUGCCAGGACGAGGCAGAGCGAGAGGGUCCGCGCGACCGUGAACCGGAAUCGGAUCUCCACCGCCAGGAGGAUCCAGCAUGUCCCGCGGUACCUCAUGUCUUCUCUGCUGGAUGAGACCAUCGAGGCGGUCGCUGCGGGUCUGAGCACUGCCGUGUACCAGCGCCCCGUGACGCCCCGGGCCCCCAAGCGCAGGAGGAGAACAGGAAGACGGAAGAAAGCAUCAGGAAGAAGGAAAGCGCAGCCCAGGUCAUCUGUGAAGAGCAGGAGCUCUGGGGCGAGGUCUAAGAAACGCCAGGGCCGCGUGAAGAAGAGAAAGGGGAACAAGUCAAAGAAUGAAGCCACAGCUCGCUCCCGUAUCGCACGGACACUGGGCCUCCGGGGUCCGGCCUGCGGAGGCUGCAUCCCCUCUGUGCACAAGCCGGCGGAGCCCUCUCUGGGGCUGAUGCGUGCGGACAUCGGAGCGGCCUCUCUGUCGCUCUUUGGAGACCCUUAUGAGCUGGACCCCUUUGACAGCAGUGAGGACCAGUCUACAAACCCUGCUUCCCCUUUGAGCGCCAAGAGGAGGGUUCUGUCCCAGUCAGCACUGCGUUCUCACCGGCCCGUGGCCAGGCCUGUGGCCAUGGGGCUCUCCAGGAGGAGUGUUCCUGCUGCGGCGCCUGAGCCAGAAGUGGAUGAGGCCCCGGUCCCUGACCUGGUGGGGAGUAUCCUUUCGGGCCAGAGCCUCCUCAUGAUGAACGGCGCCGACAUCAUCAUCCAUCGGGACGGCUCUCUCAGCGCCAAGAGAGCAGCACCUGUUUCGUUCCCGCGGAGCGCAGGCAAGAGCACAGGCGGCUCAUCGCAAGAGGGCAAGCACCCUGGGCCCAGGGCCUGCCUGCAGCCUAGAGCCCCGUGCGCGGGAAGCGGGUUGCAGAGCAUGGGGCUGAGCUGUCGCAGUGGGCCCGCACCUUCCCGUGUCCCUGUGCUCUCAACAGGGGCGACCGUGAAACUGGACUCGUCGGUAACCCCUCCGUCAAGUCAGGCUCAGAACCCAUCAGGCGUGCGUGGGCCUGGCCUAAAGCAGAGGGACGACCCCCGAUGUGAUGGCGACAGGCCCACUCUGCCCGCCAGCGCCACACCCUCCAAGAUCUCUGGUAGCUGCUCUCACUUGCCGCCGGCUGGUGCGCUGCUGGGCCAGGCCCUGAAGCCAGCUCCCAGGAGGCCUGACAUAUCUGAGCUACCCAGAAUACCAAAGGUCAGAAGGGAGGACUGUGGCGGCAGACGGUCGGAUGCGGCCCCCACCAGUGAGCAGCGCGUCGAGAUCCCCAGCUCCUGCAUCAGCCGCCUCACGGGCAGGGAGGGCCCUGGCCAGCCUGGCCAUGGUGCCCGAGCAGAGGGCGAGCCCAGCAGCAGGGGCCCACAAGAGCCCCGGCCACACUCAGGGGGCGGCUCCCAGUCCCCCGCCUCCCUGGGGCCCUCGAAGGGGAAGGGUGUCAGCUCGACGUUCGAGAGCUUCAGGAUCAAUAUUCCUGGGAACACCGCGCAUUCCGGGAGACUCUCCAACCCUGGCUUUUGUAACACAUUCCGGCCUGUCGACAACAAGGUGCAGAGGAAAGAGAACCCCUCGCCCCUCUUCUCCAUCAGGAAGACCAAACAGCUCAAGAGUGAGAUCUACGACCCUUUUGACCCUACAGGCUCCGACUCCAGUUCUGCCGGCAGCAGCCCCGAGCGCCUGGGCUCUGGUCUCCUACCCUCCGAGAUCACUCGCACCAUCUCCAUCAACAGCCCAAAGGCCCCAACAUUGCAGACUGUGCGCUGUGUAACCUCCUACACAGUGGAGACAGUCUUCGGGGCCGAGCCCGAGCCCCCGAGGAGGCCUUCUUCCGGUGUGCUCGAGCUCCGGGGCGAGGGGGCUCCCGAGGAGGCCUCCGACCUGAAGCGAGAGGGGCUGGGCCAGGGGGCUGCUGAGGGCCGGGGCUCGGCCUCCCGGGCGCAGAGGCCGUCCCCAUCCGAGCCGUGGGAGGACAAGGACCAGCUACCCUGCAGUACUUUCUUUGGCUCCGAGGAGCGGACAGUGACCUGCGUGACUGUGGCAGAGCCAGAGGCCCCACCCAGCCCGGACGCGCCACAGACAACCACCCACAGAAUCGUGGAGCUCAGGUCCCCGUCUUGCUCCCGCUCCACGUCCAGCUCCCGUGGCAGGAAGAAAGCCAAGAGGAAGCGGGCCUCUGCCAGGGAGCACCGGAGGACCCGCUCGGGCUCCCACUCGGGCUCCCGCUCUGGGGACAGGAGCUCACGGUCCGUGUCUCCACCGGUGGGGGAGGACCACCCCAAGAGGCAGCAGACCAAGUCCCGGGGCCGGAGGUCUUCUAGUGACCACUCCAGCAGCCACGAGCGAGCUAAGCGGAAGAAGGCGAAGGAGGAGGGCAGGAGGAGGAAGAGGGACUCCUGGGGUCACGGCCGGCGGAGGUCCAGGUCCCGCUCAGGCAGCCCGGGGAGCUCGUCCCAUGAACGCAGGGAGAGCAGGAGAAGGAAGCGGAGGCGGUCGGGGUCCAGGUCUCGGGGGAGGGAGUGCUCACCCGCCAGCAGCCUGGACAGAGCCCGGAGACACCGGCACCCGAGGGAGAGGAGCCGGGAGCGGCCCCGCAUCAGGUGGGGCUCCCACGAGAGGAGGAAGCGGAGGUCCAGGUCACCGAGGUCGCCAAGCACGGAGCACAGGUCCCGGGAGCACCAGCGGCCUCGUUCCCAUGAGAAGCGGCCAAGGCCUCGUUCCCCGGAGAGGAAGUUGGCAGCUGCUCCCCAGGAGGAGCAGAAGCCUGACAGGGAGCAGCCAGCCAGGCCACCGGCCUCAGUGGGAGCAGAUGCCUCACCGGCGGGGGCUGAGACUCACAAGGUGGCUGUGGAGGUCCCAGCUGAGUGUCCGCCCGAGGACCUUGAUUACGGUGACUCUGUGGAGGCGGGGCACAUCUUUGAGGAUUUUUCAAGCGAAGUCUUCCUCAUGCAGCUUGAUGACAUGAGCUCCCCGCCCUCCCCGGAGAGCACGGACUCCUCCCCAGAGCGAGACUUCCCACCCAACCCUGCCGUGCCGCCCGCCAGCCAGCAGCAGGACGCCAGCCUGGCCGUGGCUGUCAUCCGACGGGAGGUGUCCCUGAUCCAUGGCGAAGAUGCCGCACAGCCCCCGCCCCAGGCGCAGGGCCCCGACGAGAAGCCCCUGCUCCAGCAGGAUGCAGCUGGGGCCGGCUCAGUGCCCAGCGCCCUGGGGAGCCAGGCUGUGGGCGGGGUGCCCGUGGGAAAGGAGGAAGGCCCCUCGCAGACCCCCUUGCUGCGGGCCAAAGCCCUGGUGAAGAGAGUCACCUGGAACCUCCAGGACGCGGAGAGCAGCGCCCCUGCCGAGGACCGAGGCCUGCGGACGCCGCUUCACAGGCCUCAGAAGCCCCGGGAAGGGGUCUGGGAAGCAGAGGACAUGGGCCCCUCGGUGGGCUUCCAGCAGACAUCCUUCUCUGAGCCCCCUCCCCCCGGCUAUGCGCUUCCAGAGUCUGGCUUCCCUGACGCUGAGCCCUCUCAGGUUUAUACGUCCAACCUGCCUCCCGCCCCAGCUCUGCCCGUGAGCCUCCCACCCUACGCACCGGCCAGCCAGCCCACAGUGCAGUUCAUCCUGCAGGGGAGCCUGCCCCUGGCCAGCUGUGGGGUUGCACAGAGCCCGGCCCCCGUGCCCACCUCCCUGGCCACGGCCUCGGAGCCAGCCGGCCACUCCACUGGUGCCAGCAACUCCGAGGAGAGGACGGCCGCUCCCAGGCCUGCCGCAGAGAAGGCCAAGAAUGAGGAGUACAUGAAGAAGCUGCACAUGCAGGAGCGGGCAGUGGAGGAAGUGAAGCUGGCCAUCAAGCCCUUCUACCAGAAGAGGGAGGUGACGAAGGACGAGUACAAGGACAUCCUCCGCAAGGCGGUACAGAAGAUAUGCCACAGCAAGAGCGGGGAGAUCAACCCCGUGAAGGUGGGCAACCUGGUCAAGGCCUAUGUGGACAAAUACAGACACAUGCGCAGGCACCGCAGGGCCGAGGCUGGCGAGGAGGCGCCCGCCCAGGGCCCUGAGAGCUGAGGGCAGGGAGAGCGGGGGGCGAUGGCCCCCGUCCCCAAGCAAUUCUGUUGGGAGUGGCAGAAGCAGAAAACUCUGAAGACACCCAGCCAGCACUCCUGCAUUCAGGGUUCUGUGAUCACACGUGCUCUGUGCACUGGGCCUGCUCACAGUUUAAAACUGGACUUUUUUAUAUGUAUAUUAUAGAUACACACUGUUUCCAUUGUGUUCUAAUUUAUCAAAAAUGGAUUAUCUUUAGAAACUUGUUGAUUGACUCAGUACUUGAAAGGUGAAGCCUCUGGCGAUCGGGAGGGGCCUGGGGGGUGGAAGGAGCCCCCGACUCCCCUCACAGGUGCCCGAUGUCCUGCCCUGUGUAAUAAGGGAAGGCCACUCCCGGCUUCGCUGUCGUGGCUGUAAAGAACGCUCGUGUGUGCUGCCUCCCAGCAGGCAGCGCAGUGCUUGGAUUGGAAGGCGGGGCCCUGCGCACAGCUGGGUCGGCCGCUUGUGGUGCCCACCCCCCAGCACACCUGCCAGGAGCAAACACCUGCUGUCCCCAGAGCGUUUUGUAUUCUUUGAGUAGAGUUUGUUGGCUCUAAA
Molecule: messenger RNA, 5697 nt
Organism: Canis lupus familiaris (dog)
Lineage: Eukaryota; Metazoa; Chordata; Mammalia; Carnivora; Canidae
Gene: PHRF1
Product: PHD and ring finger domains 1
Exons: 19
Coding region: 244-5124 (1626 amino acids)
Source: RefSeq, a predicted model, not a curated record